AUGCAGUUUGGCAGCCCGAGGGCCGCGGGCCCCAGCGAUGGGGGGCUGGGGGAGGCCGGGGGCGGGCCCUGGACUCCGGCCAGCCCCUUCGGAGCCGAGGGGGAGGGAGGGCAGGGCGGCCUGGGGGAAGGGAGCUGGGGCGGGUGGGUGCUGCUGCAGGGGGCGACCCUGGGCGCCCCCGCCCGCAACGCCCCGGGCCGCUGCCCCGAGGCUCCCACCCCCCUGCGUUUUCCGGUCCCCGCGGCCCGGGUCCGGGAUCUUCGCCCGCCCCCGCCCCGCCCCCACACUGCGGCGCCGCCACCGCCACCGCCACCGCCACCGCCGCCGCCGCCCCGGCUCCCACGGCCGGCGGCGGGGGCAGGGAGGAGCCAGGCACGACGUCCGCCCCCCCCCACGCCCCGCCGCCCCGCGCGCGCGCCGCUCGACUCUCCGCGGAGAGGUGUGCCCCCCAACUGGCACUCUCCCCACCCCCGCCGCCCCUCCCAGAUCCGCUGGCACCCCGCACCCCCAGCCACAGGUGGCCGGAGGAAGAUCGCUGCGCAGCGCUCCCCGGCCCGGCCCCCCGAUCACCCCUCGGCCCGCCCCCCGGGGGCCUCGCGGGUCCCCCCGCCCCGCCGGGCCGAGGAGGGCCGGGAGCCGGGGGGGAGGGGCGGGGGGCCGGGUCGUGCCAGGCUGCCAUUUUCUGCCGCCGCCGCGGAGCCUGCGCGGGGCCCGGCCCCCGCCCCCCUCCCCCGCUCCCUGCGGGCCGCGGCGGGAGCCGAUUAUUCCGGGUCGGGGUCCGCGCCCUCCAGCGCCCCGGCCGCAGGCCCCAGGCUGGGCCCCGGGGCGGGGGCAGGCACGGCCCGGAAGGCGGGGGCGGCAAGGCCGGGGCCCCUGCGGCAGCGCCUAGCCGGGCACCGAGCCCGGCCCGCCGUCGCCGCCCGCAGCCUUGGCCCCGGGAGCGCCCGGCGCCGAGUUGCGGGGAUCCGGGAGCGUGUCCGGAGCCGGGCACUGCCCGCCACCUUGCCCCCCGCCCGGCUACCCUCCUCCCCGCCCGCCUCCGGGCCGGCCUCCCGGGCCGCCAGCAGCGGCGCUCAUUACCGUGUGGCCGGUGGGGUCGGGCCGGCCCGGCUGCGCGCCCUAGUGCCGCGGCGCCGCGUCCCGGCCUCCGCCCGCUGCUCGCCCCCCGCGGCCGCGCUGGCCCCGGCCCCGGCGCUGCGGAGCCGGCCCGCGAGGCAGCGCCGACUUGGGGGCCCCGGGGCGCCGCGGCGGGAGCGGCCUAGGCGCGCGGCCGGUCCUAGCGCCCUCGGCCCGACUUCCCGGCCCCUAUGUCCCGGCUCGGGGGUCCCCGCACGCUGCGGGUCGGAGAGCCGGACCCCGCAUCGCCCCGACCCUGCGCAGGGCCCGGGCACCCCGCCUCGGCCGCUCUCCUGGCCACUCCGCCGGGGGCCUGCGGCAGCCCUCACCACCACCACCGCAACCCUGCGCGGGGCGCUCCGCUACCUGGCGCUGCCUCUGCGCUGGGUCCCCGCAUCCAGCACUGGCCGCAGGGACAGCGGCCCCUCCUCUCCCGCGGCCGGUGUCAAGUGCCUCCCCCCCGGCAGCCCGCGGAGCCCCCGGCGGCCUUCGCCCUGCAGUUCUCCCGACCUCCACCAGAGCCCACUGCACUCUGCCUGCCUCAGCACUGGGGCUGGGGACAGCAGCGCCGGCCCAUCCGCGUCGCAACCCCCAUGCCACCCGCCACCCCCGCCAGGUGCCGCCGCCGAGUGGAGGCCAGUCCAUUCAACAGGGCCAAGGUCGGGGCGCCGGGCCUAUCCAGGCCGUCUUGGAGGCUCGAGUACCUCUAUUGGAUGA
Messenger RNA from Capra hircus (goat), 1833 nucleotides. RefSeq names its product basic proline-rich protein-like. Bases 1 to 1833 code for a protein of 610 amino acids. Lineage: Eukaryota; Metazoa; Chordata; Mammalia; Artiodactyla; Bovidae. The transcript is spliced from 4 exons. The record is from RefSeq and is a predicted model, not a curated record.